AAAUUAGCUUGUAUCCAAACAAUACCAAAAAUGGAAGUAGAGCAAGUUCCCCACAUGAAAGGUGGUGUCGGCAAAGCUAGCUAUUCAAAUAACUCCUCACUUCAAGUAUGUGCAGAUACACACACAUAUAAUAAUGUCAUGUGUAUUAUUUUACAAUUAUAUUACAUUUUGGAUGCAAUAAUGUCAUCAUCCCAAUUCUUGGAUGAUGAGAUGAAUAAAAAGAAGCCAUUGACAUUCCAAGUAUUUCUCAAUGAUCUUCCUGGAAACGAUUUCAAUACCCUCUUUCAAUUGCUUUCGAGCUUUUAUGAGAGGCUGAAGAAUAAAAAUGGUGACAAGUUUAAACCCUUAUGCUUUGUCAUGGCUAUGCCGGGGAGCUUUCAUGGAAGGCUUUUUCCUAAUAACUCCAUGCACACCAUUCACUCUUCUAACAGUUUGCAUUGGUUGUCAAAGGUACCAAAUGGUUUGGUUAGUGAAACAGGAGAAGCACACAACAAAGAUAAUAUUUAUAUUACAAAGACAAGCCCUGGUGUGUUAGUGAAAGCAUACUUGAGCCAAUUCCAAGAAGACUUCACAAUCUUUUUAAGAUGUCGUUCAGAAGAAAUGGUCGUUGGUGGUUGUAUGGUACUAACAAUUAUGGGCAGUGUUAUAAGUAAUGAUCCUAAACAUAUUUUGGAGAUAGUUGGAAGGGUGUUAAGUGACAUGGUCUUCGAGGGCAUAAUUGAAGAGAAAAGUGUGGGCAAUUUCAACGUACCAAUAUAUUGUCCAACCGUGAUGGAAGUUAGAAAUAUGAUUGAAGAAGAAGGAUCUUUCUGGUUGCGAAAGCUUGAAGCUUAUGAACUUGCUUGGGACACUGGUUUUAGUGAAGCAGAAGCAAAAACAAAUAAUACCAACAUCAAUGAUGAUGAUGAGGUUGACAAACUUAAUAGAGGGACGUAUGUUUCCAAUUAUAUGAGAGCAGUUUUGGAGCCUAUUAUGAUUAAACAUUUUGGAAAAAGUGUGAUGGAUGAUUUGUUCGAGAGAUUCACCCAAAAGAUCAUUGAAUUUACUGCAAAUGAAAAUUGGCCUCACAUAUACUUUGGUAUAUCUUUGACAAAGAAAUAACCAUGGUUGAAGAUAUCCUCGAAUCUAUCAUAUGUGAUAUGAUUUUUAAUUAGUUUUUUGGUUCUUUGUUUGCGAAUUGGGAAAAUUGUGACAACUUUAGGAGUUCUUAUUUUAUAAUCAUUUUAAAAUUUAAUGUGUUAUUUUAUAAUGGAUGAUCAUGUAUAUAUUUUGCA
Molecule: messenger RNA, 1274 nt
Organism: Humulus lupulus (European hop)
Lineage: Eukaryota; Viridiplantae; Streptophyta; Magnoliopsida; Rosales; Cannabaceae
Product: probable caffeine synthase MTL2
Exons: 4
Coding region: 31-1101 (356 amino acids)
Biological process (GO): methylation
Molecular function (GO): S-adenosylmethionine-dependent methyltransferase activity
Source: RefSeq, a predicted model, not a curated record